Messenger RNA from Lolium perenne, 1550 nucleotides. RefSeq lists its product as uncharacterized. The record is from RefSeq and is a predicted model, not a curated record. Lineage: Eukaryota; Viridiplantae; Streptophyta; Magnoliopsida; Poales; Poaceae.
GACGCAAGCAAAGCAAAGCUGCUGCAAUGGUCCAAGACGUGGUCAAUCGAUCGCAUUCGCAUUCGCAUUCGCGCAUCGCCCACUCCCCCUCUCUCCAGGUUUCAUUGUCGAUCUCCACCUUCUUCUUCCCCGAACCUUAUUUAAGCCCCGCGGCGGCCGCGUCUUCCUCUUCCCCGACGGACGGAAGAAGAAGAUCCGAUCGCCCGACCCGAAACCACCUGCACCACCCCACCUCGGCCCUUCUUUUCCCCAAGAAAGCAGCCCAAACUUAAACAAAUCCCAGAGGGAAGGCGGCAGGUGCCUGCGUGCGUGCGCGUCGGCCGCUACAAUUUAGCUACCCGCCGCUUCCUCCGCCUCGUCCUCAUCGCGGCCAUGGAGGGGUAGCGAGAUGAUGACGAGGAGGAGAUGGGCAUGAGGUGCAAGCGCCACCCCUUCCAGGCCGGCGGCGGCGUCUGCGCCACGUGCCUCCGGGACCGCCUCCUCGUGCUCGCCGCCGCGCAGAACUCCUCCUCCUCGCCGGCACCGUCACCGUCACCAGCGCCAGCCCCUCCUCCUCACCCUCUCGCGGCGAAGACGGCCCCGGCGUUCCCGAGGUCCGUGUCGCCGUACGUGUCCCGCAGGAAGUCCGACUCCUCGGGCGCCGCGCUCCGGAGCCACCACCCGAGCCUGCUCUUCUUCCGGACGCCGCAGGUCGGCCCCAGCGCCCCGCUCGAGGAGGGCGACAUCGGCUACCACAAGCGCCGCGCAGGGAAGUUCUCCGUGCUCUCCACGCUCUUCGGCAACCACCACCACAACCACCACAGAUCGGACGAGGACAAAGCCAAGGACCGCAACAAGAACCGUUCUUGGCUGGCCGGGAUCAUCCCGCGCCGACGCAAGAAACAGCCGGCGCUGCCCCCUUCGUCCCCGCCGCCGAGGCGCUCCUGCCGCGCGGUCAGCAACCGGGGCCUAUCACCUGAACGGGGCAGCAGCGGCGACGACGAAAGCAGCUCGCCCUCCACCGCCGACCCCGACCCGCCGUGGCGGCCGUCCCCUUCGCCGAUGCGGAAGACGCCGUGCCGGCGCCGCCAGUCCAACGUCGGCAUGCCGUCGGGGCUCGCCGUCUGCCUCAGCCCGCUCGUGCGGCCCAGCCCCGGGCGCCGCCGCCGCGCCGCCGCGCAGCCGCCCGACACCUUCUCGGCCGAGCUCCGCCCGUCGCCGCUCCACGCCGCCUCCGCUGCCGUCCCGCGCUGCCGCUCCAGGAAGCUCGCCGACGGCGCUCGCUUCCGGUGAUCUUGUCCGUUUCUUUUUUCUUCUUUGUUUUUUUUUAUAGUGGUAUAGUAUGAUCUUUUCUUCCCGCGCGCGCUCGCUGUCACGCAAUCCCAAUUACGACCGCCUCUUGGUAGCUUCUUCUGGAUUUACGACGACUUGUCCAUCUGUGAAGAAGAGAAAUCACUCCGUUGACAUAUACUCAUACUAGUUGUAGUAGGCUACUAGUGUACUCAUACAAGUGCUUUGAUUGUCUGUACAGCUAGCUGUCUGGUUCUGAUUUGCAAAAAAGAUUCAAGUAA